This is a messenger RNA of Alexandromys fortis (reed vole), 969 nucleotides long. RefSeq names its product mitochondrial ribosomal protein L55 (gene Mrpl55). The transcript has 4 exons. The coding region runs from base 215 to 625 and encodes 136 amino acids. Gene Ontology annotation, biological process: translation. The record is from RefSeq and is a predicted model, not a curated record. Gene Ontology annotation, cellular component: mitochondrial large ribosomal subunit. Gene Ontology annotation, molecular function: structural constituent of ribosome. NCBI's taxonomy places the organism in Eukaryota, Metazoa, Chordata, Mammalia, Rodentia, Cricetidae.
CAUCAUCGCUGCGCGCCGCGGCGCCUGCAGGAGAACUGGGUCACAGACAAGGGUCGAUCAUCGUGUACAGAGACACCGCAUGGUUUCCCAUCUUCUGAGUAAAGUUCUGCAGGGCGGGUCUACGAGGUCCCUCCAACGCUAAGGUGGCGGCCGCAGAUCCUACAUCUGGGCCAGUGAUUGUUUUCUCGCGCCACCACAGCUCCAAGGAAAAACAAUGCCUUUGGGCAGCCUGCUUGGGAAAGCAUGGAGUUCCAGUCCCCUCAGCCUGCUGAGGCACUGUGCCGUGAGGGCAGCCACUCCUGCACCCCGCCACCUUCACACCUCCUUGUGGAGAGCUGACAGCAGCAGGGCCUCACUUACUCGACUGCGCCGCCAGGCCUAUGCUCGCCUCUACCCUGUGCUACUGGUCAAGCAGGACGGUUCCACCAUCCAUAUCCGAUACCGGGAGCCACGGCGCAUACUAGCGAUGCCCCUAGACCUGGAUGCCCUAUCUCCAGAAGAGCGCCGGGCCCGGUUCCGAAAACGUGAGGCUCAGCUCCUGCAGAAGAAGGAAGAAGAGCCAGAGAUGAUAGACAGUUUUGACACUGAACGAUACAAACGGUUUUGGACCAAGACCAAGAAGUAACUUUGUCAGGGCGUUACAUCAGAGACAUUUUGUAAGGAUGGGAGGCACCUGUCUGUAAAUCAUACCUUCUUGAAACCAUAGCCUCCUGUCACUGUCUUCCGUGUGUAAGUCCCACCCUGAAGUUCAUCAUUUCGGGAAAGUAUGUGCCAGCUCAAAGCCAGGUUGGAGUUAGAAUGGAUUAGUCGCUUUAGGAUCCAUUUUGUCAGACCUGUGGAUUUUUUUGUUUGUGUUUUUGGGUUUUGUUUUUUUAAGACAAAAGUUUCACCCUGAUUGGUCUAUAAUUCCUAUGUAGACCAGGCCUGACACUGCCUCCUGAGUACUGGGAUUAAAGGUAUAUGCCAUCA